Molecule: messenger RNA, 1156 nt
Organism: Camellia sinensis
Lineage: Eukaryota; Viridiplantae; Streptophyta; Magnoliopsida; Ericales; Theaceae
Product: WAT1-related protein At1g68170-like
Cellular component (GO): membrane
Molecular function (GO): transmembrane transporter activity
Source: RefSeq, a predicted model, not a curated record
AUGAUGGUGGUGGUUCAGGCUGCAUUGGCAGGAAAUAGUAUAUUCUACAAACUGGCUUCAAGUAUUGGAAUGAGCAUGAGGGUCUUGAUUGCCUAUCGCUUUGUCAUUGCUGUUGCCUUCAUUGUCCCUCUUGCUCUACUCCUUGAAAGAGGAUCAAUGGCACAAAAUUUAUACGCCGAGGGUUUCGUUUUGACGUCAGCGACCUUUGCUGCUGCUUUGUACAAUCUCAUCCCUGCCUGCACCUUCAUUUUGGCCGUCUUUUUCCGGAUGGAGAGGCUGGGAUUGGGUACAACGAUAGGCAAGAUGAAGGUGGCAGGGACAUUGAUGUGCAUAGGUGGGGCCAUGCUACUCAUCUUCUACAAAGGGGUAGAGCUCAACAUCUCGUCAACCAAUGUUGACCUUUUGCAUUACAAGGGUGGACACGUGGCAACACUACACCCACAUGAUAGUAAUAACGUGGUGGGAGCUUUAUUGGUUGUGUCCUGUUGUGUCUCUGUUGCAAUAGGAUUGAUUGUUCAGGCUAAGAUGAUACAGGACUAUCCUUGUGUGUACUCCAGCACUGCUUUGAUGAUGACGAUGGCAGCAAUCCAAGCCAUUGGAUUUGCACUCUGCAUGGAUAGAGAUUGGAGUAAGUGGAAACUAGGAUGGAAUCUAAGACUACUAACCGUCUCUUAUUCGGGGAUUGUGGCUAGUGGAGUAACGUUUACCGUCAUGGCUUGGUGUGUACAAAUAAGGGGUCCACUGUUUGUAUCAAUUUUUAGCCCCGUGAUGCUUGUUCUUGUGGCAAUAGCUGGCUUAUUGCUAUUGGACGAGAAGCUACACUUGGGAAGUGUGUUAGGAGCUGGGGUAAUAGUGUGUGGAUUAUACAUAGUCUUGAAGGGAAAAAGUAAAGAGUUGAAGAGAAUUACACAACUGAUGCCAUCAAAGAGCUCCAAAGAAUCGGAACAUAUCGAUAUCAUAGUCACUUCUUUGACAGAAAACAACAAUGGAAGUAGUGACAACAUCACAGUGGUGGAAGAAGAAGAAGAGGAAGAGGUAAGUUCAGAGGUAGAAGGGGUUUUCAAUCUGGACCAGAUGAGUUCACACGAGAUAGUAGCAAUCUGAAUCUGUAUUUGAUUUACAUUGGAUUAGGUUAAUUUCGUUCGAUUGACUGAAG